AUGACAUUUAUUCAAAAGAGAAAGCCUACUUCUUAUUCCAAUGCAUCUGACCCAUCUGCGGUUUCUUUUACUAUACUACCUAGUCCUUUUCAAACAGUGCUAAUUGUUAGUGCCGAGCAACUUCAGCAAGCCUCUCAAAGAGUCGCCGAAAUCGACAAUGAAGUGCGAAAUGCCGAAACGCUGCCUGAUGAGCAUUAUUUCUUAAAUCUUGAUGAGUUACAAAAACAUAAAGAAUUACUUCAAGAACUCGAAAAAUAUGAACCAGCUAUGGAAAAGCUGGAUAAAUCAGGAGGUUACGCAGCAUUCAACAUUCAAUUCUAUUCAAAGAAGCAAGAAUCAACAACACAUUAUCACUUAGAACAGAACAUGGAAGAUGACACGUCGAACAACGUUCCAACUCUUCCUCGAUUAAGAUCAGGAUCUAGCGCGCUUGCGAAAUUUCUUUCAUUAGUCGAAGAUGACUCGUAUGAUGAACUUACAAACCGAGUAGGUGAUUUGGCCGUUCCAGCAAAAAACAUUUAA
Racocetra fulgida is the source of this 522-nucleotide messenger RNA. Lineage: Eukaryota; Fungi; Glomeromycota; Glomeromycetes; Diversisporales; Gigasporaceae. The record is from the annotation of a GenBank genome assembly.